Limulus polyphemus (Atlantic horseshoe crab) is the source of this 4432-nucleotide messenger RNA. RefSeq names its product transforming growth factor-beta-induced protein ig-h3-like. Gene Ontology annotation, cellular component: extracellular matrix. The transcript has 6 exons. The record is from RefSeq and is a predicted model, not a curated record. Gene Ontology annotation, molecular function: cell adhesion molecule binding. Gene Ontology annotation, biological process: extracellular matrix organization; cell adhesion. NCBI's taxonomy places the organism in Eukaryota, Metazoa, Arthropoda, Merostomata, Xiphosura, Limulidae. Bases 349 to 1473 code for a protein of 374 amino acids.
UGACGCAACAAUAUUAUGGCUUUAUCGACUGUUUGAUAUUUUGAAUUGGAAAAAAAAAUACAAUAUUUCUUUAUCGUACGAGAAAGAGAAAGUUAGCGAAACAGACAAUAUAACGUGGCAUUACGUUUCUCAACUUAAUUUUAAAUAAACUUUAAAGUUGGAGUUUGUGCAGGCUAUAGUAUAUAUAGUAGUAAACUUAUGCGUUGUUGUUAGAAUUGACUGAGAUUAAGAGUAAGACAUAGCUAGGGUUUUAAUUGAAUUUGGACUUGGAUUAUUUUGCGAUAUAUUUUGAAUUUGAGUUUUUACGUUUCUUCAUAUGUAUAAAAACUCUAAGUUUUAAACUAGAUAAUGUCCAAACGUCCACUGUGUCAUCUAUCUACCCUUGGUUUGGUGGUAGGCCUGAUAUUUUUUGUGACUACGGGCUGCUGUCUGAUUACUUUUCCAAAUUACAAUAGACUCACUUUGAAGUUGAAUGCCGUGCCUGAUGCUCGAGGAUUAUCAUCAAAUUGGCUUCCUUACUUCAACUCAGGAGGAAAACAAGAUUAUUCUAUAUUUUAUGAUAAUAAAAGUGGAGCUACAAACCCAAGACGUAACCUACCAACAGGAUUUGGCAAACGAACAAAUUUGGUAGAACUUGCCAAAAAACUAAACUUAACAGUACUGGUGGAUCUUCUUGAAAAAACAAAGUUAGACAACACUUUAGACCAUGAAGGACCUUUCACACUGUUUGCUCCAACUAAUGAGGCAUUUGCAAACCGACCAAGCUACUGUGACAAUGUUCCACUUAAAGAUCUAUUGAAGUAUCAUGUCACACGUAAGGUUCAUUUGUCAAAGGAUUUGAAGAACAAUGAGCUUUUGUGGACUCUGUUGUCAUAUCGAGAGCUCCGAAUGAACAUAUAUAAAAAUGGAAAGGUACUUACAGCUUCUGGAAGACAUAUCAUAAAACCAGACAACAUGGCUUCAAAUGGAGCUCUCCAUAUUCUCAAAGAUGUCAUUUGUUCUGUGUACAUUGGAAGUGCUGUACUAGAGAUUAACAGGUGUCCAGCUUACUCAAUCCUAAGUAAAGCUGUUAACGUGAGUGGCUUAUAUUCCAUCUUGGAUGAUUUUGGACCAUUCACAGUCUUUGCCCCUACCGAUGAAGCCUUUAAUAAGCUGCCUCCUGAAACUUUAAACUUUCUCUUGAAAAAUGCCACAGCACUUAGAGAUGUCUUGCUGUAUCAUGUUGUUCCUGAGGUUUGGUAUAUAGCUGGACUAGAAGAUGGGCAACUACUAAAAACUUCUCAGGGAACUAAACUUAAAGUUACUGAAUCAGCUCAAGGAGUCAAGGUCAAUGAUGCCAUGAUUGGUUUGCCUGAUGCAGCAGUAAGUAAUGGAGUUGUACACUCUAUCAAUAGUGUGCUUUUGCCUCCAUCCUACUCUCAAGAGCAGGUUGUGUUUAACAAAAUUCGGCCCAAGGUAAACAUCUCGGUAUAAUCUACUCAACUACAUCAGAAACUUUAUGUAAAAAUUUGUGUUUUAAUUUGUGCAAUAUAUUCAUUAUUUGCAGUUUUGAAUGCUUAACAUAACUUUGCCAAUGUUUGAUACUUAGUAUUUUCUUUAGCAGUUGAAGUGAACCAUGUUGACAUAUCUAUAGGUAUUUCAAAGACAGCAUAUGGUUUUAGUGCUAUAAAUAUCAAAUAUUAAAAGUUGAAUUACUAAACAUAAACUUGACAUUCAUCUAACAUUUGUUUUAUCUUCCUUUAUUAAAGGAUUUUGCAAAGUAAAUCCACCAAAAUACUUUACUUAUAUUUAAAUGCUUUCAAAAGUUUUUAUUUACAAUUCCCAUUUGAUGACAGGUGCAGUAGAUUAAUAUGUCAUAAGUAUCAGAUCUUCUCUCUAAAUAAUAAUUUUUAUGGUAAAAUACAAUUUAAAAUUUCAGUAUGCUUUUACAUUUUUUGUCUUCAGCAUUCACAAGUUUUCAUGAAGCUCUUACAAUUUAUAUUUUUUUAUUUCUAAAUGUGUGUCUACAAAAACAACUUUUUUGGGAAGAUGUCCUGGUUUUUGUGGUACAUUCGUUUCCUAUAUCUGUCAUCAAAAGGGAGUUACAAAUAAAAUGUUUGAAAAAAUAUACAUGGGGUAAGAAUUUUGUGGUAAUUAAUAUUUUUUGAAUACAUUAUAUCCAGUAAUACAAUAUCCUCACAAUUCUAUAAAUGAAAGUUAGGAAAAAAUCCAUUUUGCUACGUGACAUGUGUUUAACUUAAAUUUGUCUUCAUCUACUGAAAACUAACAUGUCUUUUACUAUUUGGUAUAAUGUGUAUUUAUGUAGAAAAUUUAGCCCCACAUUAUAUAAUACAUGAAAAAUAGUUAAAUUAAGUUCAACCAAAUUGUUCACUAGGGAGAGAAAAAACUUGUGAAAAAUAUACUUGCCUUUUUUUUUAUUAUGUAAACAAGCUUUGAAUGUAUAGUCUACAGCCUUUUUCAGGAUCUCUUGAAUGUAAAUGACUGUUAGUGUAAAGAAUGUGAAGCAUUUAUAAGAUUGAUGUUAUUUAACACUGAUAAUAAAUUAAACAGGACCUCAAAAUAGGCAUUUAUAUUCAAAAUUUCUAUUCAAUUGAGGCUGAAGAACAUUUCAGCAUACAGCUGAAAGUUUACAUAGAUAGUAAUGAUAAAAUUAUAAAGAGUGCAAGAAUAAGAUUUUUAUUUCUCCACAUUUUCUUGUGUCAUGUAAGGUUUUCAAUUUUGAACAGUGUUUACAAUAUUAGAAUAUGUUCUUAUUGAAAUUAUAGAGAUAGUAAUAGCUUACAUCUGAAAAAAAAAGAAGGUUCACUAUUGUUUAAAAACUUACACUGGCUUUUACAAAAAAAUCUCUGAAUAUAACCAAAAAGAAAGUACACAUCAAACUGACCGUCAAAAUCUAAAAGAUAUUUUCAAACCUUUUGUUUAGUCUUAAGCUUUAGUUAUUUCAUAUAAGUCUUUAAUUCACAAUUCUGCUUUAUCAUGUAAUAUUUUGAGAAACUCACAAUAUUCAGUAUCAAAACUAAAGUCUGAACAUGUACUGUAGAUAUGUCAGAAUGAUUUUAAGUGAAAAGGUUCUUUAUGCUUUAGUUAAACAGUCACGUGGAGCUUAUUACCACUAGCUUCCUGUCCCAAAGUUCAUUUAUUUACUGUAGUUACUAUAUGUAAAAAAUGAUUGAUUUCCAUAUGGAAGAUUAUAAAGUAUUUUGAUGAUGCUUGUUAAACUGAUUGUGUUGGCACUGUAUGCCUUACUUUAACCAGCUAUAAAUCUAGUGUCACUCUUGAUCAAUACGACACUCCAAUAGCUUUUCAUAUUGUACUCAAUACAAGAGUUGGUUUGUCAAAAUUAAGAAUAAUGUACACAACUAGUUAUUAGGUGAAUUGGACAUGAGAAAUGUUAUUGUAAGUGCUGUAUAAAUAGUUAUGGAGUGUAUUCGGAGUCAUAUGGUGAAAUACUGUAUUAGUUAUUUCAUUUAAACUAUAUGUUGAAAAUCCCUACUAUUAAAAUAGGGUAAGUUUUUUUUUAUAUGGGCAUUUUUAGUUCUUUUUCUUCCUUUUUUUAUAUUCUAUUACGUUUUGUACAUUAUAAAACCUAAUUUUCUUAGUGUUUUUGUUUUUAGUCCAAUAUGUUAACUGGCAACUAAAUGCUCCUGAAUCUCACUGUAUUAUAGACAUAUUGUGGCCCCCCAGUGGCUUAACAGUAAGCUUGAAGGACACAAUACAGAUAACCUAUUAUGUAGCUUUGCUAUUAAGAAGUAAACCCAAGAUAUGUAAUAUGAAGAUAUAAAAAUGGUUACAAUACAAAAUUUUAUGGAAUAGAUCAAGGCUGCAGUUUGUUUGGACUAUAUUAAUAGUUUUCAUUAUUACAGUAUUAUAUUUUUUAUAAUUUUUUAAUAAAUUGUUAUCUUCAGCAUUUGAAUAAUUUUCAUUUAAUUUGUAAAAAAUCUUGAUUUGUAGUUCUUUAUAUUGGAAAAUUUAAUUUCUUUACUAAAUGCCAGAUGUAAUGAGAAAGAUGUUUAAAAAUAUUACUUGAUAGUUUUAAGUUAACCUCAGGUUAUUUUUAUCUUUUCUACUCCAGAAAAUCUAGAAAACAUCUUAGUUAAGGCUCAUGGAGAUAUGUAAGCUAUAAAUCUACAUUUUUGUUUAGAAGACAUAAUACUUAAUAACCAAUCAACUCAGUUAAAUCCUAUGUAAACAUUUUUUCAUUAGUUUAAACAGAGUUUGUGUCAUUCUUUUAGUGAUACAGAAGUGAAAAUUCAGGUUUCUAGAGUUGAAGGAUUUUUAGUAACAUCUUCUAUAAUAUAUUUAUCCACUUAGUUAGCUAAUUAAUUACUAAAAAUGUUUCUUUUAAGCCAGUUUUUCUGUCUUAUCUGGAGCAUGUGAAGUUUUAAAGGUUGUUUUGUAUUACAGCAAAGUAAUAAACUAAUUUUUCAGAUAC